This is a messenger RNA of Rhododendron vialii, 2168 nucleotides long. RefSeq lists its product as uncharacterized. Gene Ontology annotation, cellular component: preribosome, small subunit precursor; nucleus; preribosome, large subunit precursor. NCBI's taxonomy places the organism in Eukaryota, Viridiplantae, Streptophyta, Magnoliopsida, Ericales, Ericaceae. Bases 246 to 1955 code for a protein of 569 amino acids. The record is from RefSeq and is a predicted model, not a curated record. Gene Ontology annotation, biological process: rRNA processing. The transcript has a single exon.
GUGAGAUAAGAAUGGGCUGGAAAUAUAUACUUAUUCAACUCAACGCCCUUUUGGUCUCUCUAGGGUUUCUUUCCGUAUUCUCUUCAGACAUCCAGAUCCGGCCAAAUCCAAACCAGCCUCCUAAACCCCUCCUCCUCACACAAAUCCAUUCUCUCAGAAUUAGGGUUUCCAAAUCUACACACACACAGCUUUAGAGAGAGAGAGAGAGAGAGAGAGAGAGAGAGGAGACCAGAUCACAGUCGAAAAUGGAGGAGCAGCCCCCAGUCCCAACAUGCGAUGGCGGCGGCGGCGGCGGAGCCUCUCUAAUAAGAGAUUUAGCCUCAUGCAACAAAACCACCAGGGACAGGGCCCUCAGGAUGGUCCUCAAAACCUGGCUCCCGUCCAACGGCGACCAACUCUCCGAUGACGAGAUGAAGAAGCUCUGGAAAGGCCUCUUCUACUGCCUCUGGCACGCCGACAAAGCCCCGGUCCAGUCGAACCUCAUCGACCGCCUCUCCGCCCUCCUCCUGACCCUCCCCUCCUCCCUCUCCCUCCGCUACCUCUCCGUCUUCUUCCUCACCCUCCGCCGCGAGUGGCCCGGCAUCGACUCCCUCAGGUUAGACAAGUUCUACCUCCUCAUUCGCCGAUUCCUGCAUUUUUCUUUCCUCAUGCUUAAGAAUAACCACGCCUGGGACCUGGACGCCUCUCGCCGCGUAAUGGACCUAAUUGAAGAGAGAGCGUUAUUAGCUGAUGAUAAUAAAGUAGUUACUGGGAAUGGGGUUAGUUACCACGUUGCUUCGAUUUUUCUCGACGAACUUAAGCCAUUCCUUCCGCUUGGGGCCGAAGUGGUUGAUGUGGCGUUUAAGCCAUUUUUGAGUGUAAUGAGCAAGUGCCCUGAUAAAGUGUUGAUAGGUAAGGUUAAGUCUAGUAUAUUUGAUGUGUUGUUGACAAUGGGGAGGAAUCUGCUAGAGAUUAAGAAAUUGGGGGAUAAGAACGACUCUGGUGAUAACAAUGAAGUUGUAGUUUUGGGGACUGUAGGAUUGACGAUGGGGUUUUCUGCGAAGUUAUAUGAUUUGGGUACGGUGUCUGAUUGUGUUCAGGGGAAUCGGAAGGUUUUUUUCAGUUUGCACGAGGAUUUCUUGAGGUUGGAGAAGGAUUUGGCGUCAUCUGGAAUUGAAGUUUCAAUUCCUGAUGCUAUGGUUGAUGAUGAGGAUGAGGUGCCUAAAUUGAUCCCUAUUGCUACAGAGGUGGAAGGAAGUACUUCUGAGGUGGUUUUGGAGUCGGGCAUUAAGAAGAGGAAGAAGAACAGGAAGACCAAUACAGCAUCUGAUGUUCAGUUGGAUGGAGCAAAUAAGAAGACAUCGAAGAAGAAGGAAAAGAAUCAAAGGGUUCUUGAACAGUGCUCUACAUUAGCGGAGAAAGAGAAUGCAACUGUUGCCAAUGGGAUCGAGAGUUCCGGUAAUGAGUCUAAUUUGAUUUUUAAUGAGUCUGUCAUUGCAAAUCUUCGAAUGCAGUUUGAGAAGGUUGCUGAAGAAGUUGCCUUGGGUAUUGAUGGUGCGGCUUCAUUUGAUUUGCCUGAGGCUACUAUUGGAAUUACAGAGUCGAAGAAGAGAAAGAGAGGGAGGAGUAUGGCUGCUAAGGACCACCACAAUCAGGAUGUAAGUGGUGAUAAAGAUGGAUUUGAACAUGCUAGUGCUGCAGCGAAGAGUUCUGAAAAGAGUUCGAAGAAGGUGAGGUUUGCAAUGAAGAAUAAUUUGGUGUGGAAGCCACAGACUCCCUUGCCACCCCAGGAUCUGAGGUUGCCACCCUCUGCUACUCCUAGAGGCAGUGCACUAAAAAAAGGAGUACCUCCGGGUCCCAUAAGGGAGAUUUCUCCUGCAACAAAAAAGGUGAAGCCAAAGAAGGGCAGGAAGGGAGUAAAAACAGUCUCCCCGGCCAUCAAACGACUCAGGAAGCUAAGAACUCUUUCGGUUUAAUACAUUCAAUCAUUUCAACAUUUGUGUUUCAUAUUUGCCGUGGGUGGGGAUUUUAAUUUCCAGUACUCAGUACUCAUUCUUCUCUAAGCCAGCUUGUUCGGAUUGUAGUUGUUAACCUCAUUGCUUUGAAAAACCUUGAAGAAAGAAUUCUUUGAGUGCUUAGUUCUUUUAUCAAUGGUUUUGUUUGUUUUCCUUAUGAAAUCUAUUUGUGCU